Messenger RNA from Aspergillus bombycis, 4005 nucleotides. RefSeq names its product zinc finger protein. Gene Ontology annotation, molecular function: catalytic activity. NCBI's taxonomy places the organism in Eukaryota, Fungi, Ascomycota, Eurotiomycetes, Eurotiales, Aspergillaceae. The transcript is spliced from 8 exons. The record is from RefSeq and is a predicted model, not a curated record. Gene Ontology annotation, biological process: nucleoside metabolic process. Bases 1 to 4005 code for a protein of 1334 amino acids.
AUGGAUGGGCAACAUCGUCCCUUACGUCGAAAUGACUUCGAGAUUGCAAUCAUUUGCGCUUUACCGCUCGAAACAAACGCUGUUCUGUGCUCCUUAGAUGAGGUCUGGCGCGAUGCCCAUCACACUUAUGGGAGAGCCGUGGGGGACAAUAACCACUACGAUUAUGGAAGGAGUGGUAAACACAGCGUGGUCGUAGUUACCUUGCCGAGGAUGGGAAAGGUGCAUGCAUCCUCUGCAGCUAGCUAUCUCAGGAUGAGCUUUAGUUCAAUUAAGCUUGCCUUGCUGGUCGGAAUCUGCGGUGCAGUUCCCCGGAAGGCGGACGGCACAGAGAUUGUCCUCGGCGACGUGAUUAUCAGCGAGAUCCUUGUCGAGUUGGAUUAUGGUCGACAGUACCCCAGCGGUUUCAGAAGAAAGGACACCAUCCUAGACACUCACGGGCGGCCAGAUGAAGACGCCUUGGGACUACUGCAACGUUGGAAAACUGCCUUUCACUUAAAAAAUGCACAAGAGAAAACAAUGGAAAAUCUCAAAGCUCUUCUACAGCACCCAGAAUCCAAGACAAGAUACCCUGGCGCAACUGAGGACAAGCUCUUUGAACACGAUUACAUACACAGACACCAUUUUGGCUGCUGGGUAUGCAAUAUGUCCGGGGUACCAGGCUCAGUAUGCGAGGCAUCUCUAAUAGCUACCUGUGACGAGCUUCAAUGCGAUGAGGGCAGAUUAGAACCGCGUACUCGGCUACGCGAAAGAGGUGCAGACCGCGAGGUUCCGACUCCACUAAUACAUUUUGGCUCGAUCGGCUGUGCGGACACCGUUCAGAAGUCAGCAGAGCAUAGGGACCAGCAUGCAAAGUCAGAAGGUGUGAUAGCAUUCGAAAUGGAGGGGGCUGGGGUCUGGAACAAAUUCAACUGCUUGAUUAUCAAGGGCGUGUGUGACUACGCUGACAGUCAUAAAAACAAGAAAUGGCAGGGCUAUGCAGCUGCGGUUGCUGCUUCAGUUGCGAAGGAGGUUUUGGCGCAGUACGUAUCUCACGACCGACCAUCACAGCCAGGAACGCCGAAUGGCGGCUCUAGAUAUUCUACACAGCCUUCCAUUGUCUCUCGUGGUCGGUUAGAUCUCCAAGAGGUCCCUGACUCACUCCCCAAAGAGAUGUUUCAUAGAGUUACCAAGCACUUUGAAGAGGGGCUCGAGAAGGAGCAGUUGGACGCCUUCAAAACCACAGACCUUCAGGCUUUGAAGAAAGAGCUAAAGAAGAUUCAGGAUGGGCAAGGACAAUCAAACUCACUGCGAAAUCUUCGUCGGAUUGAGCGCUUUAUUCAAGCGAUGGAACAGAUUGGAACCGUUCUUGAGGAUAUCCUAGGCACCAGCAAAGAUAUGUCUCUUAUUUGGGGUCCAGUGAAGACCUUACUCCAGACAGCAAAAGGUAAUGUGGAUCUACUCGACACGCUCCUGGAAGCAUACGAAACUAUUGGUGAUGAGCUGCCAAUGCUUGGAGCCUAUCGUGAGUUCUUCAAGAACUAUGUGGGCUUGCAGCGAAUAUUGGCAAGAAUAUUUGCUCUUAUCCUGGAAUUCCAUAAGAAUGCGAUUAGAUUAUACUCCGGGAGAGCCCUAAGAGCCGUAUUUCGACCACUAUGGAAAGACUUCGAAGCAAUAUUUGUUCUCAUUUUGCGCGAGAUUGGCUCCCAUAGGAUAAUGAUCGAAGAUAAGACUCUGGCCUUAUACAGCCACCCGGUGUACUAUACAAUGGAUGCGCAAGAAAUCCGAAACCACCUCGAGAGCACCAGCAACAACAUGUGCCUAUCCAUGCAGAAGCAGGAAGUGAUACGAGAGAGGAUGUAUGAUGAGGUCAGAUGCUGGAUUGCAGGCGCUGCAGGGGUUUCAGGCGUUGAAGAUGUUGCAGACGCCAAAGGCGCCGAGACUGAGAGUGAUCACAACAAUAUCUGCCGUGACCGAAGCUUUUACCCCGGUAGCGGUAGCUGGAUUCUGGAGAAUGACAAGGUCAAGAAAUGGCUAUCUCCAGAGCCAGAGCAGUCAUCCAACUCUUUGCUAUGGAUCAAUGGGCGUCCGGGGACCGGUAAAACAUAUCUAGCAUCGGUCAUAAUUGAGGCUUGCCUGGGGGACCCCUCUUCGCUCACAUGCUACUUUUACUGCAAGGAAAAGGUGAAGUCGAGAAACUCUGCGAUUGCAGUGCUCCGUGGUAUUCUCUUGCAACUCGCGCGCCAGCACCGCGAAUUGAUCCCUUAUUGCCACGCGAAGAUCAAGAGCUCGGGCAGCCUCAUGUUAUCGGAUCUGUCCACGGCGCAUGGUAUUCUGGAGGUGUUCUGUGAACGAAUUUCUCGAUUAAACGUGGUCAUAGACGGCGUUGACGAGUGUGAAGAGCAGAGAAAGGAUUUGAUUGACACAUUUAGGAUUUUGGUUAGGAAAAACGAAAUCUAUUCGAAAGGAAAACUUCGUGUCCUCUUGCUAAGUCGUCCCAUGAAUGAAGUCAAAAACGCUUUACCGGAGGCUGAGAUGCUUGCGCUGGUACCGGAGCACAACAAGCAAGACAUCCAAAAGUAUUGUGAACGCAGAAAACGCGAGUUCCAGAAGUUUGGGUUUGGCAAUGAGUACCUUAAGGAUGUUGUGCAAAUUAUAUGUACAAGGGCAGAUGGGAUGUUCCUGUUUGCUAAGCUGGUUAUGAAUAAUUUGAAAGAGCAGCCAACUAAGGAAGACUUUCGUACUGAGACCACCGCUGCAAUAUUGCCCAGUGAGAUCGACCAAGCAUAUGUCCGAAUCAUGGAGCGCCUUAAGCGUGACCUCGGUUCAAAACAAUAUGAAUAUACAGAAUUAUUGCUCGGUUGGUUAGUAUGCUCGAAAAGGCCUCUGAAGUGGACAGAAAUACAAGUAGCACUAUCCACCGAUAUUAAGACAUGGGGUCAUUCGAGUGAAGUCAAUCCGGACCGCAGACUAGAAGACGAUAUUCAAGAAUUGUGCGGAUCUCUUGUUCAGGUGCUCAAGGGUAACCGAAUCGAGCUUGUCCAUAGCACUGCUAGACUGUUCAUAGUCCAGAAAAGCAAUAUACGAAUAUCUGCAGCGGAGUGCGACCUCACCCUUCGCUGCUUGCGGUACCUUAGCCUUGAUAUCUUUAGGCCUGAUAUUUCCACCCAAAGUCUCCGGGAGAAUGCUCUGAGUGGUGACUUUGCCUUCCAGGAUUAUGCGGUCGCAGCCUGGUUUCUACAUAUAGGGACGCUGAUUGAGAAGAAGCAUGAUUUCCUGGUAGACGGAAUGGACGGCCAAGACCGUGUUGCCAGAAUAUCCCGAGAACUCGAGCAUUUCGUGAGAUUUUAUCAAGCAAGCUUCCCAGUAUACGGCAGCAGCAUUCUGGAGCAAGUGUGGAUAGAUUGUGCAUUCUUCCAACAGUACCCCUUUUAUAAUAACCUUGUCAGAAUCUGGAAUCAUAUCUGCUGCGCCCAAAGGGGAGACUUGGAAUCACGCAACAAUGUGAGCAUUCCUUUGCUCAAGGAAACGCUAGCUCGUAAUCGAAAACUGCUGGAAGACCUAAGCACAGAUGAUACAGUUGUUCUAUCCAGGCUCUAUGAUGAGUACCCCUUCCGCUGUCCCAAGGUGUUGUGCUUCUAUUUCCACGAGGGUUUCAAAAAUGCGAUAGCCCGUGACAAACAUGAUGAUCAUCACAACCGCCCAUUCCGUUGCACAGUAGAAAACUGUACAAUGAAUGGAAUGGGAUUUGCUGAAAAAAGCCGGCUUACGGCACACAUGAAGAGGUUUCACCCCGAGGAGCGCGACUUGGGCGAAACGUUCACACCUUACGAGCGGAAGAGGCCACUAGGUGCCCGUUAUGAAUGUCCUGUUUGCAAGAAGCGCCUUGUGAGGAAGAAUAUCCUGCAGGAUCACCAGAGAAUCCAUACCGGAGAGAAACCAUUUCGAUGCUCUGAGUGUGGCAAGGGAUUUGCGAGGAGUUAUGACAAGAAACGGCAUGAGAAAAUCCAUGAGAAGCGGCGAAGAUAG